Messenger RNA from Epinephelus moara (kelp grouper), 5110 nucleotides. It is a transcript of the gene prdm10, whose product is annotated as PR domain containing 10. Gene Ontology annotation, molecular function: protein binding. The record is from RefSeq and is a predicted model, not a curated record. Gene Ontology annotation, cellular component: nucleus. The transcript has 23 exons. NCBI's taxonomy places the organism in Eukaryota, Metazoa, Chordata, Actinopteri, Perciformes, Serranidae. The coding region runs from base 770 to 4291 and encodes 1173 amino acids.
GAAAAAAUAAUUAUUUUUUAGAUAUACGGGAAAAAAAUAUUUUGACAGUAGUCCAAGCCAGCAGUGCCACCUUUAAAAUGGAAUAACAUAUAAGAGUAGAUCAAAUAACAUUUUUGGACACAGCUUUAAUUCAAUUGGACGAUGUCGGUGUUUAUUUUUUCUGAUUGGCUGUACUAAAAUUGAUUAUUAAGUUGUCUUUAAAUUGUAAAGACGAUUAAUAGACACAUUCGCAGUAAAAUCGGUAACAUUGCUAUAUUAUUAAUAUUUAAUCCAGACGGCUGUUUAGACUGUUUCGUGAAAGUAGUGUUUUAAAAUAGCCUAAAUUGCUUUUGCUCCAGAGUAAAUAACCACCAAUCAGAAGCCACGCUCCUGCGUGUUGCUAGGCAGAUUAUGUUAAUAUAUGCAAUGCAGCCAUCUCUGCAGCUACCAUUCUGAGGUAAGAACAACUACGCUUUCCACUAAAUGUAAGAAAACCAGGGAUUUCUUCACGACUAUUUGUAUAACUUGACUGUUCCGUUGCCUUUCUGUUGAUAUAUAUUAAGUGUGCGGAUUGUUUGAGCGCUUAUGUACCGGUAGAAAAUACGUAUUUUUUUCUUUAGGUCUCUCUUCGGAUGUGGUUGUUGUUGUUAGUCCCACCCAAAAUGGAGCCCGUUCUUCCUUGUUCACAGCAGACUUGAAGGGCUGGGCUCAACUAGAAUCGGGGCACGGGCUGUCUCAAGAGUGAAGAGAUAGGUGACGUUGCUGGCAACAGGCUUGGCACCGUGCUACCAUGGAGACCAAGCAGGAACCCUCAGCUGUGUGGAGUCAGACUUCUAAUAAUGAUUCAGGCAAUGGCGCACAGGUGCAUUUUGAAGGUGGCACGGUGGCCCAGAUUGUCUACAGUGGUGAUCAGGAGGACCGGGGACAGCAGCAGGUGGUUUAUACAGCAGAUGGGAACUCCUAUACCUCUGUAGAGUCUGCAGAGCACACACUGGUUUACAUACACCCUGCAGAUGGCACUCAGACUGUAUUUGCUGAUCAGCCACAAGUGGCUUAUAUUCAGCAGGAUGGUACAACGCAACAGGUCACAGUUUUACUGCCCAGUGGACAGAACAUGAAUGCUGCCAAUCUGCAUGUUCUCAGUAAUGUAGCAGAGGCUCCCCAAGCCAUCCUGGAGCCAGUUUCCCAGGAGCAGCUGUCUGCGUCCAAUUCGCUCCCUUCCAUGGCUGACAUGGCGGACCCCCCCAGCAGUCCCCUUGGGGCCACCGACUCCACAGAUGAUUCUGAUGAAGACGAGGAUGAAGACUCUGAGAUGGAUGACUGGGAACCUCGUCAGCCUCAGUCAUUCAACCCUCACAAUCUGUGGUGUGAGGAGUGCAAUAAUGCCAACUCCUCUGUAUGCCUAAAGCAUGGCUCCCUGCACCCCAUCCCCAACCGGCCUGUGAUGUCCAAGGCCAGAGCCAGUCUGCCUCUGGUCCUCUACAUCGAUCGCUUCCUGGGUGGGGUGUUCUCCAAGAGACGCAUCCCAAAGCGUACACAGUUUGGUCCUGUGGAGGGACCCCUGGUUCCUCAGAGUGAACUGCAUGACCACUACAUUCAUCUGAAACUAUGCAUGCUUGAUGCAGAGAAAGAUGGAGAGAAGUCUGACGACAUGUGGUUGGACCUGUCUGAUGAGGACAGCUGUAACUGGAUGAUGUUUGUGAGACCUGCUCAGAACCACCUGGAGCAGAACCUGGUGGCCUAUCAGUAUGGCUCAGAGAUAUUUUACACAACCAUCAAGAACAUCCAACCCAAACAAGAGCUCAAGGUGUGGUAUGCAGCAUCAUAUGCAGAUUUUGUCAAUCAGAAGAUCCACAAUGUUACAGAAGAAGAGAGAAAAGUGCUCCGGGAGCAAGAGAAGAACUGGCCUUGUUACGAGUGUAACCGGCGCUUUGUGAGCUCCGAACAACUGCAGCAACAUCUUAACAUGCAUGAUGACAAGUUAAACUCUGUGACAAGAUCCAGAGGUCGGGGCCGAGGAAGAGGCAGGAGGAGAUUUGGGACGGGAAGGAGACCAGGACGCCCACCUAAAUUUAUACGUUUGGAUCCACCAGGAGACACCAGUGGGGACAAGACAACAGAAAUGCUGGAAUUGACAGAGAAGCCGCUGGAGGAGCGAGUGGAUGGAGUACAGAAUGGGCUGAAGGUGGUGGAGAUGGAGUCAGAGACAGAGGCUGGGACCGAGACAGAGGGCCAGCUUAUACCACCUGCAGGGGAACCAGUUCCAGAGUCUGUCACCCCGCCCUCCACCACAGAUCUGCAAGUUCCACUAAAGGAGGACCCGGCACAGAGCAGCCAAUCAGACGCCCACCUCACAUCUCAGGACAUGCGGCGUGCCAAGAGGAUACGGAAUGCAGCGCUGCAGCACCUUUUCAUCAGGAAGAGUUUCCGUCCUUUUAAAUGCACCCAUUGUGGCAAGGCCUUUCGGGAUAAAGACAAGCUGGAUCAGCACCUGCGGGUGCAUGGCCGGGACGCCUAUGCCUUUUCUUGCCACAUUUGCAGCAAGAGCUUUAUGAGUGACUCGGCCCUUGAGGACCAUCUGUUAGUGCACACGGAGAACCGCUCCUACUCUUGUCUCUUAUGCCAAGAAACCUUUGAAAGGCUGGACCUGCUCAAAGACCACGUAGCAGUGCAUGCUGUGGACGGCUGCUUCACCUGUCCUUCCUGCAAGAAGACAUUUACUGAUUUUAUCCAAGUGAAGAAGCAUAUCCGCUGCUUCCAUUCAGAAAAGAUCUUCCAGUGCCCAGACUGUGAAAAGGCUUUCUGCCGGCCAGACAAGCUGCGUUUGCACAUGUUACGCCACUCUGACCGCAAGGACUUCCUGUGCUCAACAUGUGGCAAACAAUUCAAGAGGAAAGAUAAGCUGCGGGAGCACAUGCAGCGAAUGCACAAUCCUGACAGAGAGGCCAAGAAGGCUGACAGAAUCCACCGCUCCAAAACCCUUAAACUGAAGGUGCCCACCACCGACUUCGAGAGCUUCAUGUUCAAAUGCAGAGUAUGCAUGAUGGGAUUCAGGCGCAGAGGAAUGCUGGUCAAUCAUCUGUCCAAGCGUCAUCCAGAGAUGCGUAUUGAUGAUGUGCCUGAGCUAACGCUGCCUAUUAUCAAGCCCAACAGGGACUACUUCUGCCAGUAUUGUGACAAGGUUUAUAAGAGUGCCAGUAAGAGGAAAGCACACAUACUGAAGAACCACCCUGGGGCAGAAUUGCCUCCCAGCAUCCGGAAGUUGCGUCCGGCUGCUCCUGGUGAGCCAGACCCCAUGUUGAGCACACACACACAACUGACAGGCACCAUCGCCACUGCACCGGUCUGUUGCCCACACUGUGCCAAACAAUACAGCAGCAAGACUAAGAUGGUUCAGCACAUCAGGAAGAAGCAUCCAGAGUUUGCCCAGCUUGCCAACACCAUCCAGACUCCUCUGACUACAGCUGUUAUCAGUAGUACUCCUGCAGUCAUCAGUGCAGAUGGUACCACAGCUGAGGCUGUAGUGACCACAGAUUUGCUGACCCAGGCCAUGACAGAGCUUUCUCAGACACUAACCACGGACUAUCGCACAGCGCAGGGAGACUACCAGAGGAUCCAGUACAUCCCAGUGUCUCAGGCAGGAGGCAACCUGUCUCAGCCGCAACACAUUCAGCUGCAAGUGGUGCAGGUGGCUCCGGCUUCCUCCCCACAUUCCCAGCACCCCACAGUAGAUGUUAGCCAGCUGCAUGACCCUCAUGGCUACAGCCAGCACUCCAUCCAGGUACAACACAUCCAGGUCAAUGAGCCCUCAGGCACUGGACAAGGUGCCACCCAGGUCACCGGUCAGCCUCUAAGCCCCACCUCCCAGCAGCCCAAUCAGGAGCUGAGCCCCACACAGCUGACACCUGUGACCUUAGCUCAGAGUCACACCCUGCAGACCAGCAGCACCCAGCAGCAGCAGCAGCAGCAGCAGGGGACUGUGCAGCAUGCUUACAUACCUGGGAACUGGAACUACAGAGGCUACUCGUCUGAGAUCCAGAUGAUGGCCCUACCUCACGCACAAUAUGUGAUAGCCGAGGCCAGCACGCCUGUAUCUGGAGUGAACAGCAACCAGGUGAAAACGACACACUACGUUAUCUCCGAAGGUCAGACUGAGCUGGAGACCAAACAGGGUGUUCAACAGAGCACAACCCAGGCCCACACUGAACAUCUGGAGCAGCAAUCGACCAAUCAGCAAGCCACCACGCAGUACAUUAUCACCACAACCACCAAUGGCAGCGGUACUAGUGAAGUUCACAUCACAAAACCCUAAACUGUUAAGUGAUGAGCUCUGCAAAUGAAGUGCAGACCCAUGGACUGAACCUGCAUGUAUACCUCAGCAGCUUGUAUGCACAUUAAUGAACAAACACACAGUCAUAUGCACAUGGAUACAGACUUGUGUACAUACAGAGCUGAAAUGGGAAUGAAUUGGUGACCAGCACAGUUUUAUGUGUCUAUCAAGUGUUAAGUUGCAAGUUGCCAGGGCUUUGUGAGAAAAUAAAGUUAGUAGAGAAAAAAAUGUUAUGAUUUUGAACAGAAUAUAUAAACAACAACAACAACAACUGACGCCUUGUUUAAAUACACAGCACUGGAAAACAUUGUCAUUGCAACUGCUGAAAACAGGAACAUUAUAUAAUUGUAUCAAAAACAGGGUUCCUGUACACAUUUGAAAGUAUGGACAAUGAAAGCGAUCAUUUUGAGGUCUUGCUGUGUGAGCUACUGGUCUGAAGUGGUGAAAAAGUUUUAUUGCUCAGUCCUUACACAGAUUUGAGUGCCCAUUUUACAUAUUUGUAAAGUUAAAGACAUUUCUUAAAAUAUAGUAUUUGUAAAUGAAAUCUUGGAAAGAAAGACAGAACUGAAAAAUGUGUGGAAAAAAAAUACUGUACAAAACAGUCCUGCAGUUGGCCUUCCAAUACAGGUCAUUGUAUUUUUUGCCCAACACACCAUCUGUUGUAUUGUAUGUUACCAUAUUGUUGGUGAUAUCUGAUGUGAUUUGUCUCCAUGAAUUUGCUUUUGAGAAUGUCUCAGACAUCUGUUUUUAUUCACGUGCUGGAUUGUCCUGAUUUCACCUGAAUUUUUGUCAUCAUCCCAA